Stegodyphus dumicola is the source of this 5279-nucleotide messenger RNA. Its product is annotated as cubilin-like. NCBI's taxonomy places the organism in Eukaryota, Metazoa, Arthropoda, Arachnida, Araneae, Eresidae. Gene Ontology annotation, molecular function: protein binding. Gene Ontology annotation, cellular component: plasma membrane. The record is from RefSeq and is a predicted model, not a curated record.
AUUGUGGCCGCAACAUCUCUGAGCUCACGGAGGGCGUUCUGGCAAGCCCUGGCUUUCCCGGCUCUUAUUUACCCAGUCUUCAAGUGUGCAAUUGGUUUAUCACCGUCCGACCCCAUCAUAAAAUUCUCCUUUCAUUUCUGUUCUUCCUCAUCGAAGGGGACCCGGAACGCCGUGGAUGCCCUGGAGCCGUGGUAAGAGUGUAUCCAGAGCUCGGUGAACCUCCAAUGGAACUGUGUGGUGAAUCCCUUGCCAAUCAUAGUAGAGAAAUUCUUUCAUCUUCCAACAUUAUGAAAAUAUCAUUUGUAACUGCAGAUAAAGCAGUUGGUGCCAAAGGUUUUCAAGCCACGUGGACUGAAAUCAAAGAAGGUACAAAAUGCGAGCAAUUCCAGUGUGGCUUCAGCAAGUUUUGUGUUUCGGAAAGUGCCAAAUGCAAUGGUCUACCAAAUUGUGGUCUCGAGGAUGAAUCAGAUGAAGAAGACUGUCGUACUAUACAUGGCAUAGACGUCCACCUGGUGAUCGGGCUGGCGUUUGGUGGAGCCAUCUUGACUGUCAUUACCAUGUGCGCCAUUUUUCAUCGAAAAUGCAAGCGCCGGCGGACGCAUUUGGCGACUCAACAUCACAGAAAUCAGCCAAAGAUUGCCGCCACUCCGCACAUCAGCAUUCAUGACCAUGUCUGAAAACAUGAUGGCCUCGUCGAUUUCCAAACCACCUUCUCGUGCAGCUAAACACAAAGACGAGCCUUUCUCUCUGUCAUGCAUUCAGAAGCCCAAACAAAUAUACACAACAAUUCAAAUAAGAUCAUUAUUUAAUAUAUUGACUUUCUCACAUUGCAUCGCGCAUCUCUGAGGGUCAAAAAGUUUAAUUGAUCAAGCAUCACAUAUUUCAUCGUGCUUGGAGUGACGACAUAAGAUAAAAAAUGACAAAUUCAUAUAAUUUGAUAAAUGUUCGUUUAAAAGUUACACUAAAAUAUGAUUAUAUGACAUAUGACUCCUCCCAGAUUAGCUGGAGAAGUAAUAGCUUAAAAUAUCCUUGGACCUAGCGUGACGGCUUAGAUGCUUGCAAAUGUAUAGUUUCUUUAUGAAGUGAAGGCACUUAAAAUGUCGUCUAGUUAAAAGCUUCCUUCAGAGGUUGGUGUUAAGAAAAACAAGAGGUAGAAUUUUCAUGGAUCCGUUCCUGGAGACUUUCUGAUGAAAACUGGGCUGGAGCUGGCUAGGCUCUGAUUGCCAAUUAUAAGGUGACAGCUUUGGUUAGUUUUAGCCAAUGACAGGUGCUCUCUCUUGUCCUUAGCCAUGAGGAAUUUGCAAACAUGAUAUGGAGUAUAUUCAUAUCAGAAAGAUUAGCAAGAACAACGCGCUAUAUUUUCAGGCUCCCUUUAAAUGUCUUAGGUACUAUACAAAAGCAUUCCGCACGACGUAGUGUGAUGGAAUUUGAAAUUAUUAAUAGAAUAUGAUUUUAGAUAUAUUUAUUUAUAUGCAUUUUAAAUAAAAUUUAGGUUGAUAUAUAUACGUAUUUGCCUUCAAUGUAAAGUACUAGUUUUAAGCAUAAAAGCUCAUCACAAGUCAGUUUAAAACUUUGAUGAAUAAACUUAAAUUUAUAAAAUAUUUUGAAAAUACGUAUAACAUCAUUACAUUGACGUAUAACUGACGUAAUUUCGGGGGACAAAUCAUUUAUUAUUUCUUACUUCAAUUAAUUUCUAGUAUUCUACCAAUAAAAUAGUACUGGGUCGGAUUUUGUGUAGAUGUUUCUUUCUUACGCCAUCUUAUUAUUGGAUGACGAGUGUUUUUCCUACGAGAAUAAACUGUAUAUCAUCAACGGUUGCAUUCUUUGUAGAUAUCAACAACUGUGUGUUUUAAGUUAAAUAUCAUAAGCAUUGAAAUAAUAGCAAAUCAAAUUUUAAUGAAGACUGAAUUUCAAAAUUAAUUAAUCAUAUCAAAUCGUAAAAAAAUCGAUUUGGUAUUCAUUUCAUAGACAGAUACUUUGAAUUUCAAGAAUAUUUGAGACAGAUUUUCCUGCAUUAAGUGCAAAACUCAUGUUUAUCUCUGGCUUCUAGGAAAACGAAAAUCUGUGUCAAAUUUUCUCUAAAUGCAUUAGCUUUUCCCAAAUCCUAAAUUUUAUCUUAUGACGAAUUUUAAUUAAAUUAAAAUUCGAACUUUGCAUAUUACUUUUAUAAAUACUAAAUGAAUCGCAAUUAAAUCGAACUGUCAUAAUACAUUUUUAAAAUUUAAUAUCACAAGUCUCACAUUUCAAAAAAUACUUUAUUCAUCAGUGAGACAAAACUGUUUAAUAAAGCGAAAGGUUUGUAAUAUUUAAUAAAGCGAAAAGUUUGUAAUAGCGAAAUUGAUAGAAAUUUGAAUAGAAUAACCUCAUCCUUCGUUCAGAAUUUUAGCAGAAGGUUUCUAAUAUUUAAUAAAGCUAAAUUCACAAACAUUUGAAUUUAAUAACCUCAUAUUUCAUCCCAAAUUCCAGCAGCAGGUUUUUAAUAUUUAAUAAAGCGAAAUUAAUAGAAAUUUGAAUUGAAUAACUUCAUUCUUCGUCCAAAAUUACAGCAAAAAUUUUUAAUAUUUAAUAAAACGAAACUGAUAGACAUUUGAAUUGAAUAACCUCACCCUUCGUCGGAAAUUUCAUUAGUUUAUGCCAUUUCACAAGAUAGCAAGGAUGUUUGUUUAACUGUACUGUGAUAUUAAUACUCUCAGAUACUAGAACUAAAAUCUUGUUCUUAGACAUAUAUCUUACAUAAAAGCUCAAGGCAAACUUUUAGAUAAUACAUUAAAAUAUUUAUUAGCAUAUUGAUAUUUUAUUUAAUCUCAAGGUUCAAGAUUAUAUCCAGAAAAAAAUUACAUGUAAAAUUAAAACUAUUAGUUUCACGGCUUCUCAACUUAAUAAAAGAAUAAAACUUUUAGAAUGCAUAAAACACAUAGCUCGAUUCAGUGUCUUCACAAAUUCCAUGCUACACUUUUGUACUGGUAUUAUAAAGUGUACUUGAGUUAUUUUGUAACAAAAAGACUGAGUACAAUGACUUUUCGAAGCAUCACUAUCGCUCUCAAACUCUCACUUUAAAAUCUGAGAUCUGUUAUCAUCAUGAAGUAGUUUUUCCACAGCGAUAAAAUUUUAAUGUUAGAUGCUGGUGUCUAGAAAAUGCAUGAGCAUCAGCAAAAUCAGUUCAUUUUUAUAUACGUACAUAAUUUUAGAUAAGACAGAAAUUUGUUUGGGAAAAGUAUUUUUGAUAUUUUGCUAAAGUUUUAAAAUGUUUGCGUAGAUAAAAUGAAUUAUCAGAGUCCUUCAAAAUAGGUAUUUUGUAUUUAGUGAUGAAAUACUUAAUAUUUUUGUUUAUAUAGACGGUAUAAUUUCAAAAUUAAAACGUGAUUUUCAAGUUUCAUGCGGUUAAAGGGCAGGAACUGCUGAUUUAAAACUUUUGCAUCUUGAAAAUGAAGAUAUCAUUUAAUGAUUACGGAGAAGGGCUCAUCUUUGUGUAGCUUGUUUUUUGUUCUUGUUACAUAUAGUGUAUUAAUCUUUACUUCUUAAAACUGAGAAAAGAAAUUAAUUUUGCUGUGUAAGAAAAUGUACGUCCGCAUUGUAAGAUAUGUCUUUUUAAUUUAAAGGUUUGCUUCGGUUAGUUAUUUUUGAUGUAUUUUCAUCUAUUGUAACUCUGUAGAGUGAAGUAAUAUGUUCUAUACAUAUGAUAAUAACGAUUUUUCGUUUAUUAUUGCAAGUACACGAAAUUUUGUUUUACAUAAAAUUGCAUACAUUUUGAUAUUAAUGGCGAUUUUUAAGCACUCCGCACUACAUUUAAUACCGUAUUUCCUUCUGUAUUUUCCUCUUUUUUAAAUAAUUUAAAAUUAAUUUUCGAAGAAUACUGUUACAUUAAAAAUAUAAAACAAUGAAAGGUAGUCGCUGAUAAAACUACAGAAAGCUAUAAAAAUAUUUUUAUUUCCUUAUACAAAGUAAUGUUAUUGUUACCAAAAUAUUAUUAUUUCCUUGUACAAAGUAAAGUUAUUAUUAUCAAAAUAUUAUUGUUUCCUUGUACAAAAUAAUGUUAUUAUUAUCAAAAUAUUAUUAUUUCCUUCAGUUUCCUUCAAUUUUGUAAUUCCAAAACAUUUUAAAGAAAAUAUCCAAAAUGAAAUCGGGAACAUCAAAACCCUUUCCUGAAUGAAUUUUGAUUACUUUUUUGCAUGAUAUCUGCACGUACGUACAGAAAAAAAGGUCUUCAUUCCGAAAAAAAUUGUAAAAAAGAAAUUAAAUGGACUUUUUCUUGAUGUUCUAUACGUAGGAACGCACGUCUAUAUCUCAUAUAACUCAAAAUCGAUUAGCAUUAGAACGGUGUAAUUUUUUAUAUGGAACUGCUAUCACAUCUAGUUGAGCGUCUCCUUUUUUAUUGCAUUUGGCAGUACUAAACAUUUAUGCACAUAUAAAACCACCAUUCUCACCGGCUAAGAAGUCUUACUCUGCCUUUCUUUUUUUAGUCGUUGGUACUUCUAGCUGCAGAAGUGUUUAAAUGCAACAAUAUUCAUAACUGUGCAAUGUCAAAUUUAAAAAAAAAAUAUGUGUGGACUGAAUAACGAAAUCUGGCUUUUGAUGUGGUGUGCCAGUUUCCAUAAUUAUACUUGGAAGGUUUUACAUAAUUUAAGAAAAAAAUAAAUUGAUGACUCCCAUACGACAAAAAUUUACCGGGAUUUUUAGUUUCUAAAUUUGCAAUUUUUUAUGUCAUUUUCAAUUUGUAUCGAGGAAUACGUUAGUUCACUUGAGGGAUAAGUCCUGUAACGCAAUUCUCGUCCGUUCUUAUGGUUGUCUCUGCUACACUUCAGGCCUCAAAUCAUCCAUAAUUCGUUAGAGAAGGUAAAUGAGCAGACGGCUGAGUGAAUUUUCGGAUUGAAUGUCAGUUCUCAUUUGCUUUCAUUACUCCGUUUUUGCAUUAGACUAGCCGUUAGUUCAACAGUUAGAAGGGAAAGAUUCGGCGUGACCUUCCUAUCUAAUUUUCAAAGAUUUGUCUUUACUAAUGAAAGGAAAAAAAAAAUCACUGCGUAGACUAAUCCAUUUUAAAACUUCGGUGAACUCUUUCUCUGAAAACAUUGACGAAAGUACGCGAAUAUUUAAAAAUUGUUCAGAAAAUGGCGCUAAAAACCUAAGGGGAAAAGUACAGAGGAAGUACGGUAAUUUACUUUAAUAUGUAAACAAAAAUGUAUAUCGAGUCACAGAUUGUUGUUACUGUUUUGUUUCAUUGGUUAAUUAUCAAAAUAACCAAAUAUUGCAUUUUAAGAUGAAAUAUAUUCGAUUUUCACAUA